Messenger RNA from Fundulus heteroclitus (mummichog), 5143 nucleotides. Its product is annotated as PH_BCR_vertebrate and RhoGAP_Bcr domain-containing protein. Gene Ontology annotation, biological process: intracellular signal transduction; protein phosphorylation; positive regulation of GTPase activity. Gene Ontology annotation, cellular component: membrane. The transcript is spliced from 23 exons. The record is from RefSeq and is a predicted model, not a curated record. Bases 1 to 3879 code for a protein of 1292 amino acids. Gene Ontology annotation, molecular function: protein serine/threonine kinase activity; guanyl-nucleotide exchange factor activity; GTPase activator activity. Lineage: Eukaryota; Metazoa; Chordata; Actinopteri; Cyprinodontiformes; Fundulidae.
AUGGUGGAGCCACUGGGCUUUGGGGAGGCGUGGAGGGCCCAGUUCCCAGAGUCUGACCCCCCGAGAAUGGACCUGAACUCGUUGGGGGACAUUGAACAGGAGCUGGACAAAUGCAAGUCCUCCAUCCGGCACUUGGAGAAAGAGGUCAACAAGGAGCGUUUUCGGAUGAUCUACCUGCAGACUCUCCUGGCUAAGGAGAGGAAAUCCUAUGACGGCCAGAGGUGGGGCUUUAAAAAGAUGCCUCAGAUGAAUGACGGUCCGCCCGGCGGGGCAGAAGACAGGAGGCCCCUCAGUGAUGAGGCGCAGGCGGGCGAGCAGGAGCAGAGGGGCCCGAAGACCCCAAGGGAUACGGGGCAUCCAGAGGAAGUGAUGGAGGGGUUGUCCCCGGCCAAGCAGAGAGAAAGGGUGUCACCUGUCCGCCACGACUCGGAGCCUCCUGACAUCCCGGUGGGGACCGGGUCCGUGGCAGCCCUCAGGUCCAACUUCGAGCGCAUCAGGAGGGCCCACUCUCACACGGCGGGGGACAGCAGGGGCCCGUCGGCGGCGGGGAGCCAGGAGAAGCCCUUCUACGUGAACAUGGAGUACCACCAAGAGCGAGGGCUGGUCAGGGUGAACGACAAGGAGGUCUCGGAUAAGAUCAGCACCCUGGGCUGCCAGGCCAUGCAGAUGGAGCGCAAGAGGUCCCUGCACUCCCUGCCGGGCAAUCUGUCGGCCGCCGCGGGGGACGCGGCCAAGCCCGUCCACAGGGGCAGGGCCACCGUGGGGAGCUGCAGCUUCGCCGGGUCUCCCGAUGACCCCGAGGUCGGCCCCCACUUCCUGAGAGAGGGUGCCGUCAGGCCCGCCGAGGGGAGGUCGGAGAGGCAGCCGGCGGAGUGCCAGCCGUACACCAGCGUGUACGUGGGAGGGAUGAUGGGGGACGGGGACACCCGGGUGAUCCACAUCAGGGACCGCAGCGUGGAGGAGGACCCUCACCUCACUUGGCCGAGGCGCUCCUACUCGCCCGGGAGCUUCGAGGACGUCGGGGGCGGCUACACGCCCGACUGCAGCUCCAACGAGAACCUGACGUCCAGCGAGGAGGACUUCUCCUCGGGCCAGUCCAGCCACGUGUCUCCCAGCCCGACUGCCUGCCCCAUGUUCAGGGAGAAGAGCCGCUCCCCCUCCCAGCACUCCCAGCUGUCCGUCGACAGCGGCAGCCCCCCCACGCCUCUGCCACAGAAAUGUGGGAAGCAGCAGGGCGUCCCCUCUGUGGCCGGGGUGCGUAAAAGGGGCCAGAUGUGGCCCAGCGACGGGGAGUCCACCACGUCCAGCAGGACCUCCCACGACAACAGUGUCCAGGGAGAUCUGGACGCUCCCUACAUGGAAAACCCUCCGUCAUAUGGCUAUGACCUGGAGCCUUCCGAGGAGCACCAGCCUCGCCUCCACGAGCCUCUGUCCUUCAGCGGGUCUCCUUCCUCCUCGCCGCGCCUCCGCUCCAGGAACCGGAACAGCCGCGACACGCAGUCCUCCGGUUCCCUGGAGUCUACGCAGUCGGUGGAGCUGGAGCAGGAAAAGGGGCAGGAGAUGAGGAAGUGGGUUCUGUCUGGGAUCCUGGCCAGUGAGGAGACCUACCUCAGCCACCUGGAGGCCCUGCUGAUACCCAUGAAGCCUCUGAAGGCUGCAGCCACAACUUCCCAGCCGAUGCUGACCAUCCAGCAGAUAGAGACGAUCUUCUUCAACGUGCCUGAGCUCCACGAGAUCCACAAGGACUUCUACGACGCGCUGCUGCCCCGGGUCCAAGACUGGAGCCAGCAGCAGUGUGUGGGCGACCUCUUCCAAAAGCUGGCGAGCCAGCUGGGGGUGUACCGGGCCUUCGUGGACAACUACAAGGUUGCUGUGGAGACGGCAGACAAGUGCUGCCAGGCCAACGCUCAGUUUGCAGAGAUAUCCGAGAACCUCAAAGUGAAAAGCACAAAGGAAUGCAAAGACCAGUCAGCUAAAAACUCGCUGGAAACUCUCCUCUACAAACCCGUGGACAGGGUGACUCGCAGCACUCUGGUUCUCCACGACCUGCUGAAGCACACGCCAUCCAGCCAUCCAGACUACCCGUUGUUACAGGACGCCCUGCGCAUCUCCCAGAACUUUUUGUCCAGCAUUAAUGAAGAGAUCACCCCACGCAGGCAGUCCAUGACUGUUAAAAAGGGAGAGAACCGGCAGCUGCUGAGGGAUCGCUUCAUGGUGGAGCUGGUUGAAGGCUCCAGGAAACUGCGUCACGUCUUCCUCUUCACAGACCUGCUGCUCUGCACCAAACUGAAGAAACAGACUGCAGGAAAAGGGCAACAAUAUGACUGCAAAUGGUACAUCCCACUGGCUGACCUGACCUUCCAAACCAUCGAUGACUGUGAGUCCAAUCCCAUCCCUCUGGUCCAGGACGAGGAGAUCGAUGCCAUGAAGAUAAAGAUAUCCCAGAUCAAGAAUGAAAUACAGAGAGAGAAGAGGACGACCAAAGGAGCUAAGGCGAUGGAGCGACUGAAGAAGAAGCUGUCCGAGCAAGAAUCUCUGCUGCUCCUCAUGUCCCCCAACAUGGCGUUCAGAGUGGCCAACAGAAACGGCAAAGGCUUCACUUUUCUGAUCACCUCUGACUACGAGCGAGCCGAGUGGAGGGAGAUCAUUCGCGAGCAGCAGAAGAAGUUCUUUAAGAGCUUCUCUUUGACCUCUCUGGAGCUGCAGAUGCUCACGAACUCAUGCGUCAAACUCCAGACUGUUCACUCUAUUCCGAUGACCAUGAGUAAGGAAGAUGACGAGUCCUCUGGGUUGUACGGCUUCCUGAAUGUCAUCGUCCACUCCGCGUCGGGUCUUAAACAAAGCUUAAAUCUUUACUGCUCACUGGAGGUGGACUCCUACGGCUACUUUGUCAACAAAGCCAAGACACGCGUGUACAGGGACUCCACAGAGCCCAACUGGAAUGAGGAGUUUGAGAUCGAGCUGGAGGGCUCCCAGACUCUGAGGCUGCUGUGCUACGAGAAGUGCUGCCCCAGAAGCAAGCAGAGCAAAGAGGAGGGAGAGAUCACCGAUAGGAUUGUGGCCAAAGGACAAAUAAAGCUGGACCCUCAAACUCUGCAGAAUAAAGAUUGGCAGAGGACAGUCAUUGCCAUGAAUGGGGUCGAGGUGAAGCUGUCCAUGAAGUUCACCAGCAGGGAGUUCAGUUUGAAGCGAAUGCCGUCACGCAAACAGUCGGGCGUCUUUGGGGUGAAAAUCCACGUAGUAACAAAGCGCGAACGCUCCAAAGUCCCGCUGAUCGUUCGCCAGUGUGUGGAGGAGAUCGAGAGGCGUGGGCUGGACGAAGUGGGGAUCUACCGAGUGUCUGGGGUCGCCACUGACAUCCAGGCCUUAAAGGCUGCUUUUGACUCAAACAAUAAGGACGUCUCGGUCAUGAUGAGGGAGAUGGACGUAAACGCCAUUGCUGGAACACUGAAGCUGUACUUCCGUGAGCUGCCGGAGCCUCUCUUCACUGACGAGCUGUAUCCCAACUUUGCUGGAGGCAUCGCGCUCUCUGACAGCGUGGCUAAGGAGAGCUGCAUGCUUAACCUGCUGCUGUCUCUGCCAGAGCCAAAUCUGGUGACUUUUCUCUUUCUGCUAGACCACUUAAAAAGGGUGACUGAAAAUGAGAGCGUCAACAAGAUGUCUUUGCACAACCUGGCCACUGUUUUUGGUCCCACUUUGCUUCGACCAUCCGAGAAAGACAGCAAGACCCCAUCCAGCUCCCAGCCCCUCUCCAUGAAUGACAGCUGGUCUCUGGAGGUUAUGGCCCAGGUUCAAGUCCUUCUCUACUUCCUUCAGCUGGAGAGCAUUCCAGCCCCUGACAGCAAGCGGCAAAGCCUCCUCUUCUCAACGGAAGUAUGACAAGAACAAGAAGGACCUGCCCCAUAACGACCUGCUCUUAGGGAGAAUGCUCUUGAGCAGCCAAGCCCCUUCCCUCUGUUAGCCACCAGGAGGCGCCGUCACCCUCUGUGAAAACUGGAAGCAGCCACCGUGAUCAAAGCCAUUUAUUUCUAUGGGAUCUUAGCAUGUGGUCUGUUGAUGUCAACCUGCUGUGUCAGUAAAAGACUUCCCUUGAGAUCUGUAGAUGAACUAUAUCAUUCCGUUUUUCGUUUAAUUUAAAUCUGAAGAAAGCAAUAUUUCCUGUGCUUUGUUGUUCUGAUGCCCUGUUCUGUCUGUGUGCACAUUAUCUCCACAUUCACACUGGAGUUAUUUUUGCUGUUUCUCUUUUUAUAAGCUUACUUUCUGACUGUGGAUGGUUGGAUGAAGAGACAUAUUGUUCUUGUGUGUAGUAUAUAUACAUAUAUAUCUUCCCUACACCCCCCCCCCCCUCCAAAAAAAGCUGUUUUAAAUUCACCUGUGCCAAUGUUCCCAUGCUGAUGACCAGUCGAGCUUUUCUGUUCUCCUCAUGUUUACACCGUCUAAAUUUUGCACAGCGUCUAAAGGUGUAGUCGGCACACCACAACAUGCAGGCAUGUUGAGUAAAGCGGUCGCUGUUUUGUUUUCUGUGAGCUUGCUACGUUCCUAGGUGUGUUUUGUGGCGCUCAGAUGGACUCCAGGGCGGAUAUGAGUGUUAUUUUAAAUUUUUUUUUUACCGGUGCAGAGAGGUGAAAGGAAAAUCAUUCCAGGAAAACAACCCAAACUCUCCUAACGUAGAAUGUAUACCAUGCUGUGUGUAACCUCAAUCACCAAGCCAUCUCUUUGUCCGCGCUUGAUAACCGUUCAGCUUUUCUUUUCUUUUUUUUUUUUUUUAGAUUGUGUCUGCAAAAUGUAUUCAGCUGGACUUUUUUAUGUUGCUUUCUGCGUUCCUUUCUUGUAGUCUGCCACCGCUGUAGAAAUAAGAGCAUUAUCUGAAAACACUAAAUAUUUAUAUGUAGGACAAUCAAAGAGCAGCAGUUCACGCAUACCUAACCGCCCCAGCCGUUCUUUCAGAGAACUGGGAGAACUGCAUACACCGUGUGCUUGCAGUUAUUUUUAGUUUUUAUUUUUUUUCAGUUCUCUACAGUCACACACAAACUGUAACCUUAAAAGCUUUUCAUUCAUGUUAAAUAAGCAAUAAUUCCUAGAUAUGCUUAGGAUUGCCGCUGUAACAUAUGUUUGAUUUAUGUAAAUAAAAGUUUCAAAACAA